Lactuca saligna is the source of this 903-nucleotide messenger RNA. Lineage: Eukaryota; Viridiplantae; Streptophyta; Magnoliopsida; Asterales; Asteraceae. The record is from the annotation of a GenBank genome assembly.
AUGGCAUCAUCCUGUAGACAUCAGCAACCACCACUUUCCCACCCCACAACCACCACAAGGUGGUGGUCGGAGGACUCCGUAGUCAUUAUCACCGGAGCAAACAAGGGUAUCGGGUAUGCAUUGGUUAAACGCUUUGCUGAGUUGGGGUUAACAGUUGUGUUAACGUCUAGAGAUCAAUCAAGAGGUUUACAAGCCAUGGAUUCACUUAAGGUUCUUGGAGUAGAUCAUCAUGUUCGUUUCUUUCAGCUUGACAUAUCUGAUCCAAUCUCUAUUCAGUCUUUUGUUUCUUGGUUUCGAUCCAGUUUCAAGGCUUUCGAUAUAUUAGUGAACAAUGCAGCUGUAUGUUUCAAUGCAAUGAACGAAAACUCCAUGGAGUAUGCUGAAACUGUGAUCAAGACUAAUUACUACGGAUCAAAACAGUUUACCGAAGCCAUGUUGCCAUUUUUUCGUCGUUCAUCUUCCAUGAGCCGCAUCCUUAAUAUCAGUUCUCGACUUGGCACAUUAGAUAAACUAAAUAACCCACAAAUGAAGGCAAUACUUGGUGAUAAAGAAACGUUGAGUGAAGGUCGAAUAGAUAUGGUGGUGAAUGCGUUUUUAGAAGAUGUGAAAGAAGGGAGAUGGAAGACAAAAGGGUGGCCGGAGAUAUGGACGGAUUAUUCGGUGGCUAAGCUUGCAUUGAAUGCAUAUUCUCAAGUUUUGGCAAAGAGAUAUGAAGGGGUGGUGAGUGUGAAUUGUUUUUGUCCGGGGUUCACUCAAACCGCCAUGACGGAUGGCAAUGGAAAGCAUUCGGCGGAUGAUGCUGCUAAAAUGGCAACAAAGAUUGCACUGGUUCCGGUUCCGGUUCUAAACACAGGGAAAUUUUAUGUGGGGUCGACAAGUCGUGGCAUAUGUUCGAAAUUAUAA